UGUGUGUGUGUGUGUGAGUGAGAGAGAGAGGGUGUGAGUGUGUGUAUAUGUGGGUAUGUGUCUGUGCAUGUGGGAUGGGAGAGUGCGGGAGGGUGAUUGUGGAUGUGUGUGGGAGGGCAGGAGAAAGUGGGUGUGCGGAGGCGUGGGGUGUAUGUUGUGUGUGAAUGGAUGAGUGGGGGGAUAAGGUUAACUUUAACUAUACAAGUAAAUACCAACAAAAUCCAACUUAUCACAUGGAAUGUCAACAGGCUCCAUGAUGGGUAAACCAAGCAUAUGGUUCUCGAACACCUAAAGAUGUGGGGGUUCUUUGCAUUAAAAAAAAAAUACGAAAUUGAACAUUUAAAGAGGAGCUGUGUUGGAGAGGCCCAUGCUGCCACCCACUGUAGUAACAGCAGAGGGUUAGGCAUCCUAAUAAAUAAGAAAACACAAUUUUCCCUCAUAUCCCAGCAUAUUUUCUAAGGCGGCCAUUUUCUAAUGUUGAAUUGUACAUGGUAAAAGAUAAACAUUGAUUUCAUUGUAUAUCCCACCAGGGGCAAAUCUGGUGUUUUUAGAUAGAAUUCAAGCUAUAUUAGAUAAAAUCCAGAAAGGAACUAUUAUUUUAGCAGGUGACCUAAAUCACACAUUUGAUAAGAUUGACAGACUUAGGGAGCCUCCAAAGAGACUGAAAAAUGUCAUCUCUGCAAAUAAUUUACAGGACACCUGGAGAUUACUAUUCCCAACUACAAAAGACUAUUCCUUUUUUUCUCAAAGUAAGAAAAGCUAUCCAAAAUGUGAUUACAUUUUUAUUUCCAAAAAUGCACUCAACAAUUUACUGGAUAAAAAAAUUCACGAUAUAGUGCUAUCGGAUCAUUCAUGCUUAAUUACACAAAUAGAAAAAAACAUUUAGCGACAAAUUUGGAGAAUGAACAUCUCUUCUAGAUAAACCCCGAGAAAAAAAAAAGAAAAUAAGAAAUCACUAUUUUAGAAAAAGUCCAUAAAAAAUCUUUACAAGGUAAAGAAGAAAAUACUAUUUCUGAACUUAAGCAGGAAUACGAACGUUUACUUCUGAAGAGAGCAAACACUUACAGAUUAAUCUCGUACUCGUUAAUGGCAACUUCACCUGGUAAAUAUAUUGCAGCUCUCAGUAAAUACAUACAGUGCAUUUGGAAAGUAUUAAGACCCCUUGACUUUUUCCACAUUUUGUUACAUUACAGCCUUAUUCUAAAAUUGAUUGAAUAAAUGUUUAUGGGAUAUGUAGCUCUCUCAUUCUUGAAUGUAUCAGUCUGAACCUUUGCACACACACAGCUGCCCUCUUGUGGACAACAUCUAAAUUACACCCAGCUUUCUAUGUCAAUGUAUGGCCUUUCUUUUGCAUUUCAAAGAUGAUGCAACAAAAAUAAAAAACUAUUCCAACAUAGUUACAGAUCAGCUGACGACCACCUGGGGACCUGUUCCACCACAGUUACAGAUGUAGUCCAUAGUAUGGAACGUUUCCUGGGGCAGAGUUUCCUGAACCCUCAACUAUAGCUACAGCGAGACAGCAGCUCUGUCCCAAGAGGAUGAACUUUGACUUUCAGCCUUUGACCCUACUCUCAUGUGAGUGUCUCAUCUGAUAUGACAAUCCUCACUUCAGUAUGGCAUGAAUAAAGAAACCUGCAUCUCAGCAUUAUAUGGUCUCAGACUGGUUCUUUGUGUUAUCAUCGUAAAGUGUUAGUAGAAGCUUUACAUCUGUUCCUGUCUUCAUAUUUCUCAGUGAUUAUACAUUUUUUGCUUUAUUUACGAAUUCCGGAGAUUUUGAGAGACAUAAUUUUUUUUUACAGACACAUCAUUACCAUCUUUUAGCAAAUAUCUAUCUCCUGUCUCAUCGCUUUUAAGAAAGUGACAAAUCAAUAACGGCCAAUAUAUAACUGUAUCUCAACACCCUCUCUGAUAAGAUUACAGAAAGCUGUAGACUAGAUCCACACGUCUGUACAUACUUCAGCUGUGGGAUGACAUCACAAUAACAACAUUCUAAAGUGAACAUGAACAUAAUUCAAACAUUCAAAAAAUUCCCUUGGCAGAUGUGGCUAGGAUCCUGUAGCACAGACAGACAGACGGCUGCUGCUAAAAGAUAAGACUUCCAGCAGCAGCCUGUGUUUGUGUGUGGCGCCACAGAGAGAGGAGAGAGGGGUAUGUUCUGUAGUCAGUGUAUAUUGUCACUGUGGGAGUGGUGUCAAGGGGUGCUGAAGGUGGGUGUGGUGCAUGAAUCAAGCGCAGGACGCAGAAGCUCAGUCCAAAAGACUUUAGUGCAAUAAUCACGUAGAAAAUAAGCACAAUAAGCCCGAAGGCGAAAUAACGGCGCACACAGGCGUCAAACAAACGGCGCACAAACAUGUGCGAAAACCCUCUCCAAAACACUGGAGGGAAGUACGUAGCUCCAACACGAUAACAGAAGAGCAAUCACACACAUAGACAAACACAACUAACGAGAACUAAAUAGGACACUAACGAGGACUAACAAGACACAGGUGUAAAACAUAAAGACAAAACCAAACAAACAUGAAACAUCGAUCGGUGGCAGCUAGUACUCCGGGGACGACGACCGCCGAAGCCUGCCCGAACCAGGAGGAGGAGCAGCCUCGGCCGAAACCGUGACAGUACCCCCCCCCCCCCCCCCCCACUUGACGCGCGGCCCCAGCCGUGCGCCGACCCCGACCUUGGGGACGACCAGGAGGACGCGGAGCAGGGCGCGCGGGAUGGUCCCGGUGGAACUCCGACAGGAGAGAUGGGUCUAGGAUGUCCCUCCGCGGCACCCUGCACCGAUCCUCCGGGCCGUACCCCUCCCACUCCACGAGAUACUGGAGACCCCCCAUCCGGCGUCUGGAGUCCAAGAUGGACCAAACGGUGUACGCCGGAGCCCCCUCGAUGUCCAGUGGGGGCGGAGGAGUCUCUCCUAUCUCAUUGUCCUGGAGUGGACCAGCUACCACCGGCCUGAGAAGAGACACAUGGAACGAGGGGUUAAUAUUCUUAUACUCAACAGGUAGAUGUAACCUAUAACACACCUCGUUCAAAUCUUCUCAGGACUUUAAAGGGCCCCACAAAUCGCCGACCCAGCUUCCGGCAGGGCAGGCGGAGGGGUAGGUUUUCUGGUAGAGAGCCAGACUCGAUCUCCAGGUGCGUACACCGGCCCCUCACUGCGGUGGAGAUCGGCGCUCGCCUUGUGAUGAAGGACGUGCCCGCUGCAGGUGGACGUGGGCAGCGUUCCACGUCUCUUCCGAGCGCCUCAUCCAAUCAUCCACCGCAGGGGCCUCGAUCUGGCUCUGCUGCCACGGUGCCAGAACCGGCUGGUAACCUACACACAUUGGAAGGGGGUUAGGUUGGUAGAGGAGUGGCGGAGAGAGUUCUGGGCCAUCUCGGCCCAGGGAAUGUACCGUGCCCACUCCUCAGGCCGGUCCUGGCAAUACGACCUCAGAAACCUACCCACAUCCUGGUUGACACGUUCUACCUGCCCGUUACUCUCCGGGUGGUACCCUGAGGUAAGGCUAACCGAGACCCCCAAACGCUCCAUGAACGCUCUCCAAACACGGGAGGUAAACUGGGGGCCUCGAUCAGACACUAUAUCCUCGGGUACCCCGUAAUGCCGGAAGACGUGGGUAAAUAGGGCCUCAGCGGUCUGUAGGGCAGUAGGAAGACCCGACAUAGGGAGAAGACGACAGGCCUUUGAGAACCGGUCCACAACGAACAGGAUGGUAGUAUUCCCCUGAGAGAGGGGAAGGUCUGUCACAAAAUCCACCGAGAGGUGGGACCAUGGUCGUUGUGGAACGGGCAGGGGUUGUAACUUACCUCUGGGCAGAUGUCGGGGUGCCUUACACUGGGCGCACACCGAGCAGGAGGAGACAUAAACCCUCACAUCCCUAGCCAAAGUAGGCCACCAGUAUUUAGUGCUAAGGCAAUGCACUGUCCGGCCAAUACCCGGAUGUCCAGAGGAGGGUGACGUGUGAGCCCAGUAAAUGAGUCGAUCCCGAAUCUCGAGCGGAACGUACUUCCGACCCUCAGGUCACUGUGGAGGGCUGGGGUCGGUACGCAACGCUCGCUCGAUUUCGGCAUCGACCUCCCACACCACCGGUGCCACAAGGCAAGACUCCGGUAGUAUGGGAGUAGGCUCAACGGACCUCUCCUCCGUGUCAUACCGCCGGGACAGUGCAUCUGCCUUACCAUUCUGGGACCCAGGGAUGUACGUGAUUUUAAAUAUGAACCUGGUGAGAAACAUACUCCAUCGAGCCUGGCGAGGGUUCAGUCUCCUCGCUGCCCGGAUGUACUCCAGGUUCCGAUGGUCAGUCAAAAUGAGGAAAGGGUGUUGAGCCCCCUCAAGCCAAUGCCUCCACACCUUAAGGGCUUGAACUACAGCUAACAGCUCCCUGUCCCCAACGUCAUAGUUACGCUCCGCCGGGCUGAGCUUCUUUGAGUAAAAGGCACAGGGGCGGAGUUUAGGUGGCGAGCCGGACCGUUGAGAGAGAACGGCCCCUAUACCUGCCUCAGCCGCGUCCACCUCAACCUGAAAGGGUAAUGCGGGAUCCGGAUGCGCCAGCACCGGAGCCGACGUAAACAGGUCCUUCAGUCUCCCAAAGGCCCUGUCCGCAUCAGCUGACCACUGCAGGCGCACCGGACCCCCUUUCAGAAGGGACGUGAUGGGAGCUGCCACCUGUCCAAAACCCCAGAUAAACCUCCGGUAGUAAUUCGCAAAGCCCAAGAACUGCUGCACCUCUUUUACAGUGGUUGGGGUUUGCCAAUUACGCACAGCGGACACACGAUCCACCUCCAUUCUCACCCCUGACGCGGACAACCGAUAACCCAAAAAGGAGACCGACUCCUGGAAAAACAGACAUUUCUCUGCCUUGACAUAUAGGGUCGUGCUCCAACAGCCUCCUCAAUACACGACGCACCAGGGUUACAUGCUCGGCUCGGGUAGACGAGUACACCAGAAUAUCAUCAAUGUACACAACCACCCCUUGUCCCUGCAUAUCCCGGAAAAUGUCAUCUACGAAGGAUUGGAAGACUGAUGGAGCAUUCAUCAACCCAUAUGGCAUGACAAGAUACUCGAAAUGACCUGACGUGGUACUAAACGCUGUCUUCCAUUCGUCGCCCUCCCUAAUGCGCACCAAGUUAUACGCGCUCCUGAGAUCCAGUUUUGUGAAAAACAGUGCUCCAUGCAAUGACUCCGUCAUGGUCGCAAUCAGAGGGAGUGGAUAACUGUAUUUCACAGUAAUCUGAUUGAGACCACGGUAAUCAAUGCACGGGCGCAACCCUCCAUCUUUCUUUUUCACAAAAAAGAAGCUUGAGGAGGCGGGAGAAGUGGAGGGCCGAAUGUAUCCCUGUCUCAAAGAUUCGGCUAUGUAAGUCUCCAUAGCUUUUCUCUCCUCUUGAGACAAAGGAUACACAUGGCUCCGUGGGAGCGCUGCUCCUGCCUGGAGAUCAAUCGCACAAUCCCCCUGUCUAUGAGGAGGCAACUGCGUCGCCCUAGUCUUGCUAAACACGAGAGCUAAAUCCCCAUAUUCAGGCGGAAUGUGCAGUGCGGGCACUUGGUUUGGACUUUCCACCGAAGUCGCCCCCACGGAAACACCCAGACAUCGCCCCUCGCACUGAGCAGACCACCCAUCGAGAGCCCUCUGUUGCCACGAAAUAGCAGGGUUAUGGGUGCUUAACCAGGGAAUUCCCAGCACCACUGGGUACGCAGGAGAGUCAGAUACAGCUGUAUAGUCUCUUCAUGACCCCCCUGCGCACACAUCCUAAGUGGCGCUGUGAUCUCCCUAAUCAACCCCGACCCCAACGGGCGGCUAUCUAAGGCAUGAACGGGAAAAGGUUUGUCAACAGGUAGGAGAGGGAUCCCUAAAUCUACACAAAACUUCCGAUCAACAAAAUUCCCAGCUGCGCCUGAAUCUACUAGCGCCUUAUGCUGGGAAUGAGGUGCAACCUGUGGAAAACAAACAGGUAGACAAAAGUGCGCAACAGAAAGCUCUGGGUAAGUGGGACGUCUACUCACCUGGGAGGCCCCCCCAGUGCGUGGCCUGUUGUCUUCUCCCCCGGAGAACCCUCCCCAGCACCUGGCCGCAGUGUGCCCUCCACGACCGCACUUGGUGCAGGAGACAGGCCCCCUCGGGCUCCUCCUCCUCCUUUCUCUAGCGCCGGCAACCCCGAGCUCCAUAGGGCUCGGCUCGGAGGUGCCGGAGGGCGGAAUGGACGGACCCCCCUCGGGACGUCCACGGGUGGCCAGCAGGGUGUCCAGACGGAUGGACAUAUCGACCAACUGGUCGAAGGUAAGAUGGGUAUCCCUGCAGGCCAACUCACGUUGAACGUCCUCCCGUAGGCUACAUCGGUAAUGGUCAAUGAGGGCCCGUUCAUUCCACCCUGCGUCCGCCGCUAGAGUCCGGAACUCUAGAGCAAACGCCUGUGCGCUCCUCCUCCCCUGUCUCAAGUGGACUAGACGCUCCCCCGCCGCUUUGCCCUCAGGUGGAUGGUCGAACACGACCUUGAAGCGACGGGAGAACUCGGCGUAGGAGAUGGUGUUGGCGUCCAUCUUCCUCCACUCGACGUUAGCCCACUCCAACGCCUUGCCCGUGAGACAGGAGAUGAGGGCGGAAACGCUCUCGUGUCCCGAGGGCACCGGGUGUACAGUGGCCAGGUAGAGCUCCACCUGCAGGAGGAACCCCUGACACCCGGCAGCUGUCCCUUCAUACGCCCUUCGGGAGCGAGAGCCGAAUCCCCCUGGGUUCCGGACCUGGGACUGGUGGACCGGCCGAUGGGGUUGGCAGAGUAGGUGGAGGCGUGGGUACCCCGCUGGCCUCCCAUCGGUGCAAGGUGUUGAUGACGUCCUGUAGAGCGGUCCCCAGUUGUCGUAUCUGGUCAUCUUGGCCGCGGACAUGCUCCUCGAGCGACUCAGGCGUAACUGCAGAUCCUGCUGAUUCCAUUCUGGUGUGUGAUUCUGUCAAGGGGUGCUGAAGGUGGGUGUGGUGCAUGAAUCAAGCGCAGGACGCAGAAGCUCAGUCCAAAAGACUUUAGUGCAAUAAUCACGUAGAAAAUAAGCACAAUAAGCCCAAAGGCGAAAUAACGGCGCACACAGGCGUCAAACAAAUGGCGCACAAACAUGUGCGAAAACCCUCUCCAAAACACUGGAGGGAAGUACGUAGCUCCAACACGAAAACAGAAGAGCAAUCACACACAAAGACAAACACAACUAACGAGAACUAAAUAGGACACUAACGAGGACUAACAAGACACAGGUGUAAAACAUAAAGACAAAACCAAACAAACAUGAAACAUCGAUCGGUGGCAGCUAGUACUCCGGGGACGACGACCGCCGAAGCCUGCCCGAACCAGGAGGAGGAGCAGCCUCGGCCGAAACCGUGACAAGUGGCGCAUAUUAUUACACCUUAAUUAGCUCUGUAGUCUUCUGUACUUCUUUAAUACAAAAAGUUUAUUAAUUAGAUCUUGUAAUAUUAACCACAAGUGGAUUCACUGCAUUCAAAGUGAUUGAGGAUAAAACCGAAAGGUUUUACAACUCAUCCGGUUGAUAGGGCCCUGGGAUGAAGCUUCUAUUGAAGCCAGAGACACUGUUUGUAUGAGGCGUCACAGAGAGAGUGGUAUAACUGUAGUGUGUAUAGGCUUUGUCCCAUAUGACACCCUAUUCACUUUACAGUGCACUACUUUUGAACAUUAGUGCACUAUAUAGGGAAUAGGGUGACAUUUGGGACGUAAACAUUGUCACUGUAGGAGUGGUCCUUAUAAUACCACUCCUACUGAAACAGUGGGCUGUGUGGCGCCUGUUGUCUUCAUAUAGAUAGUGAUCAAUGGUAUUAUUGAUGAAUUAUUCUAAACUCUAUGCAGUACUAUUUACCAUCUCCACCCUCUACCUUACCUAACUGUUUAUUCACUGGGCUGGCCUUUUGACAUUAUCUGGAAUAGAAUUUGUUCAAUCAGCAUUUCAGAUAGUAUCAGAAUUUGUUGUUACACUUUAUAGGCUUCCAUAUGUCUCCUGGUAAUAUAGGGGGUGUUCUCAUUGGUUAAUGCGUAACUAAGUAGUCCUACAUACCACCUGUGGGUCAUCAUACCACCUGGGGGGGGGGGGGGGCUGAGAUCUUUAUAAACAGCUAGAGGGCACAGUAAGGACCAUCAGCAGUUGGGUGACUAGAGAAAGACAGACGUCCAUCUCAAGAAUAUACAGGUAGGACAUUGUCUGUUGUUUUCUCUCGCUCUCUCUCGUGAAUCAGUUGAUUGCAGACAGUGAGUGGCUUUCCUAAAAACGCUUUUAGAUUUCCACAGCAGCAGAUAUAGAAAUGGACUAUCAGUUUGGUUGAGUCCACUGGAUGACUUCUCAGCAAGGUUUGCUGUCAGAACUGAAUGUGUCACACCAUGGGACUGACAGUUUCCAUAUCAAGUGUGAUCUCCCUCCAUCCAGGAUACGCUGGUGUGUAAAUCAAACACACUUCUGAAAAGCUACUAUCUGCAAUUGAAUAAGAGCCUGUAUUUCUGCUGAUUCAGGAUUGUUCUAGCGUGUCUUCCAUUUAUUUCUCUCUCUCUCUCUCUCUCUCUCUCUCUCAAUUCAAUUUCAAUUUCAAUUUAAGGGCUUUAUUGGCAUGGGAAACAUAUGUUAACAUUGCCAAAGCAAGAGAAGUAGAUAGUAAACAAAAGUGAAGAAAACAAUAAAAUGAACAGUAAAAAUGACACUCAGAAAGUUCCAAAGGAAUAGAGACAUUUCAAAUGUCAUAUUAUUGCUAUAUACAGUGUUGUAACAAUGUGCAAAUAGGUAAAGUACAAAAGGGAAAAUAAAUAAACAUAAAUAUGGAUUGUAUUUACAAUGGUGUUUGUUCUUCACUGGUUGCCCUUUUCUUGUGGCAACAGGUCACAAAUCUUGCUGCUGUGAUUGCACACUGUGGUAUUUCACCCAACAGAUAUGGGAGUUUAACAAAAUUAGAUUUGUUUUCACAUUUUUGUGGGUCUGUGUAAUCUGAGGGAGGUAUGUGUCUCUAAUAUGGUCAGCUCAGUUUCCACAUCAUUUCUUACCUAAUCUCUCUCUCUCUCUCUCUCUCUCUCUCUCUCUCUCUCUCUCUAUUCCUCCAAUAACUAAUCUGUUAAUACUGAUAAUAUGUCCUGAACUUUCACCUCUAUUUUUUACUCCUGUCUGAAUACAGUUUGUAGUGUUAGUUUCAAGCUCUUAUGGACACCCAUCUGACAUGUUUACAUCUUCCCCUCCUCUCCUCUCCUCUCCUCUCCUCUCCUCUCCUCUCCUCUCCUCUCCUCUCCUCUCCUCUCCUCUCCUCUCCUCUCCUCUCCUCUCCUCUCCUCUCCUCUCCUCUCCUCUCCUCUCCUCUCCUCUCCUCUCUCUCAGACAGUGUACCAUGGCCUCUCUCUCUCUGUCCCUUGGUCUGCUGGUGCUGUGCACCCUGGCUCUUGUACAAUGUGGCCCGUAUGACGACCGCGUCAGGGUGUGGGGCAUUAGUGCCACCAACCUGAAAGGAGACCUCCUCUCCCAGCCAGACCCCUACGUCAAGGUGAAUUUAUUCAUUUAUUUAACCUUUAUUUAACCAGAACAGUCAGUUAAUGAAACGUUGAUAUUUACAAUGAGGGACUGGCAGGUGGGGUGGUAAAACAGAAGAAGUACAGUAAUGUUACAGACAGGACAGGCAUCAUAACACAAAAGGACAGAGACACAGCAAUAAUCAACCACUAAACAGUAGACAGUCAGCAGUCAUUUGUUUGGAUAUCAAGUAGGCUACAGUGACAUGGACCAUGAAAAUGUCAGUGAUUGGCUUGUUACUUGUUAGGUGAAUGAACAAACAAACGAAUUAACAGAUAAAUGAACAAACAAAUGUAUUAAUUAAUUUUAAAAUACAUGUAGAUGUUCCUCAGCCAAGUGAGCCAACUAUACAUACAUUACAAAUCAUAAUAAAACAUGUUUAAUAAUAAAAGUCUACUGACAACAUUAUCUUCCUUAGGUGUGGUGCGGCCCAGCCUUCGGUGGCAUGACCAGCGUUCUGAAGAACCAGGCCAACCCCAACUGGCCCGGCGAGUUCAACUUCCUAGACAUCAUCGACAAGUCUGUCCUGAAGCUAGAGGUGAGUUUCCCCACUUACUAUGUAAAGUGCUUUGAGCAAUGGAAAAGCAAUAUGUAAAUCCAAUCGAUUAUGAUGAUGAGGAUGAGGAGGAAGAGGAGGAGGAAGAUUAUUACUAGUACGAUUAUUAUUAUUAUUAUUAUUAUUAUUAUUAUUAUUAUUAUUAUUAUUAUUAUUAGGUGUGGAAUGAUAACGUCGGACCAGAUAACCGCCUGGGAACCUGCACCACCACCAUCCGCCGAGGAACACACAUCGAGACCUGCCACCUGAAGAAAGGCACCGUCUACUACACCUACACCUACGACUACAGCCACUAGAAGGAACAGAAUGAUGGUUAGUUAGUAACCUAUAACCUUUAUGACCUUGUGUCUGAUUGGUUCUCUCACUCUGUCACUCAUGUAUUCACUUCCUUACAACGUCAAUAAAAAAAAAAAAUGCUUUACAGCAAGA
This is a messenger RNA of Coregonus sp. 'balchen', 10514 nucleotides long. NCBI's taxonomy places the organism in Eukaryota, Metazoa, Chordata, Actinopteri, Salmoniformes, Salmonidae. The record is from the annotation of a GenBank genome assembly.